Messenger RNA from Gossypium raimondii (Peruvian cotton), 1196 nucleotides. Its product is annotated as polygalacturonase inhibitor. Lineage: Eukaryota; Viridiplantae; Streptophyta; Magnoliopsida; Malvales; Malvaceae. The record is from RefSeq and is a predicted model, not a curated record. The transcript has a single exon. The coding region runs from base 70 to 1062 and encodes 330 amino acids. Gene Ontology annotation, molecular function: protein binding.
ACUAUGACCCUACAUCACUCUAUAAAUUUUGAGUUUUAACAAGCAAGUAUCCCAUCCAACAAUUAAAACAUGAAGAUAUAUCCAGCUUUCCUCAGUUUCCUCUUCAUCACCAUCUUCAUUUCACCUUCUGUCUCAGACCACUGCAACGCUCAAGACAAGAAGGUUCUUCUCAAGAUCAAAAAGGCCUUAGGCAACCCUUACCUCUUGGCCUCAUGGGACCCCAAAACUGAUUGCUGUGAUUGGUACUGUCUUGAAUGCCAUCCCAAUACCCACCGUGUCGUUUCCCUCACCCUGUUCUCCGAUGAUCGUCUCACCGGCCAAAUCCCCCCUGAAGUUGGCGACCUUCCGUACCUUGAAACCCUUCUUUUCAGACACCUCCCUAACCUCAAUGGAACCAUACAACCCGCCAUUGCCAAGCUCAAGAACCUCAAGAUGCUUCGCUUGAGCUGGACCAAUCUGUCCGGUCCAGUCCCUAAUUUUCUUAGCCAACUUAAGAACUUGACUUACUUGGACCUUUCAUUUAAUAACCUCUCGGGAUCCAUUCCAAGCUCCCUCUCAACACUCCCAAAUCUUGAGGAUUUGCAUUUGGAUAGAAACAAGUUAACUGGCACCAUACCAGAAUCUUUUGGUAUGUUUCCUAGCAAAAAGCUGUAUUUGUUCAUCUUGUCUCACAAUAAACUUUCUGGUACAAUCCCUGCCUCUUUAGCCAACAUGGACUUCAACACCAUUGACCUGUCGAGGAACUUGCUUGAAGGUGAUCCUUCAGUGUUGUUUGGCCCCAACAAAACGACAUUCGAAAUCGAUCUUUCUAGGAACGUGUUCCAAUUCGAUCUGUCUAAAGUGCAGUUUCCCAAGAGUUUGGCAAGGCUGGAUCUGAAUCAUAACAAGAUUACGGGAAGUAUUCCUGCUGGGUUGACGGAUCUGGAGUUGCAGUUCAUGAAUGUGAGUUACAAUAGGUUGUGCGGCCAAAUUCCGGUGGGAGGGCGGUUGCAGAGUUUCGAUUACUCCACGUAUUUUCACAACCGCUGCUUGUGCGGUGCUCCGCUCGACACCUGCAAGUAAAGGUGCACUGCCGACAUUAUUAAGUUAGGGCUUUCAUCAUUCAUCAAAGUGCAGCUUGGAGAGUUGUAAUAAGUGUCGAAACCAUUUUUUUGAAAAAAUAAAAAUUUUAAGUUGUCGACUUUAAAAAAUAAAAA